AUAAAAAAGCUCUCAUGUAGAGAGAAUUUUUUCAUAGUAUUUUCAAAAUAAAAAAAGUUUCGAAAAGGCAUUUAUAUUCACUUUCUUCCCAAUUGUCAACUGCAAGAGAAGGAGAGAGACAACAAAGAAAGCGUGCGUCCAUGAUCUUCCUCAAACUCCAUUAAUAUUAUUCAAUUCUCACACCAGACGCUAUCUUAUUUCCCCAAAUUUAUCAUUCAUAGAAUACUUCCAUGUCGCCGCUUCAGGCAAUUCUUCCCUUUCUACUUUCUUUCAUUUAAUUCCAGUUGUUUCUUCAAAUCUGUAACUCCUCACUGUUUUUCUUUCUUCUCUCAGGAUUUCUUCCCUUUGCUUUUUCUACACAUAAUCAAAGAAAACGUUCCCUUUUCACCAGUUUGAGGGAAUUCUUCAAUUCUGUCAGUCAGCAACUACUUCAUGAUAGCUUCCUGUUCCAAGUACCAAAAUUGAUACUUUCUUCCUUUUGGAUCAAAAAAGGGAUUCCUUUCAAGCAAUCUUUCAAUAUCAAUGUCAACCAGUAGUUGCAGUGGGUCGCCGGAAUUAGAAGCAUGCCGGGAUGAGAAAACUGCUCUGAUUCUCAAAAUCGUGGCCAUUGCUUCCAUCUUUCUCGCCGGAACCCUAGGGUCCGCCGUUCCACUAGUUGGCAAGAACUGGCGACUUCUCAAAACGGACUCCAGUUUCUUCUUUGCCAUUAAAGCCUUUGCAGCUGGUGUCAUCCUUGCUACAGGAUUCGUCCACAUGCUACCAGAUGCCAUGUCAGCAUUAUCUAACCCUUGUCUCCCUGAAAUCCCUUGGUCAACUUUCCCUUUUGCUGGUUUCAUUGCAAUGAUGGCUGCUUUGACCACACUGCUUGCUGACUUCAUAACCACUCAAUAUUAUGAGAGCAAACACAAGAAUAAGCAGAUUAAAACUAGUAAAAUUGAGCCGGAUGACUUGGCUUUUGCAUCCGUGGUCGUUCCGUUGGUGGUGAAAGAUGACGGUGCUGACGAGGAUGGGGGUGGGAUUCAAAUCGCGAGUGUGGAUGGUCAAUAUGGUCAAAUGCACGACCACUCGGAGAGCCACUCACACUCUCAUGGUUUUGGUGAUGAUACCGACAGCGUUGCAAGACAUGUUGUCGUUUCUCAGGUACUAGAACUUGGAAUAGUGUCACAUUCGAUCAUCAUUGGUCUAUCGCUAGGGGUUUCACAAAGUCCAUGUACGAUUAGACCAUUGCUCGGGGCACUAUCUUUUCAUCAGUUUUUUGAAGGGUUUGCAUUGUCUGGUUGCAUCUCAGAGGCAAGAUUCGGGAUGCUUCGAUCCACAGUGAUGGCGUUUUUUUUUGCGAUAACGACACCUUUAAGUGUCGGGAUAGGGAUAGGGAUCUCUUCAUUUUAUAAUCCUAAUAGCCCUAAAGCUCUGGUUAUUGAAGGUAUUUUGGACUCUAUUUCUGCUGGGAUUUUAGUUUAUAUGGCUUUAGUGGAUUUGAUUGCUGCUGAGUUUUUGAGCAAGAGGAUGGGAAGCAAAUUAGGGGAUCAAAUGGUGUCUUUUAUUGCGCUUUUUCUUGGGGCUGGAUUAAUGGCUUCUCUUGCAACUUGGACUUAAGAAAAGAUAUGGCCUGCCCUUUUGUGUAAUUAAUAUUUAAUUUCAUCUCAUCUAUUGAUUAUUGUCCAAUGAAUUGCUAUAAGUUAUAGUAGAUGUAACAAAGAUUUCAUCUUACUUGA
This is a messenger RNA of Lactuca sativa (garden lettuce), 1715 nucleotides long. It is a transcript of the gene ZIP9, whose product is annotated as ZIP metal ion transporter family. The record is from RefSeq and is a predicted model, not a curated record. Gene Ontology annotation, molecular function: zinc ion transmembrane transporter activity. Gene Ontology annotation, cellular component: plasma membrane. Lineage: Eukaryota; Viridiplantae; Streptophyta; Magnoliopsida; Asterales; Asteraceae. Gene Ontology annotation, biological process: zinc ion transmembrane transport.